This is a messenger RNA of Vitis vinifera (wine grape), 2162 nucleotides long. Its product is annotated as thaumatin-like protein 1b. Gene Ontology annotation, biological process: defense response. The record is from RefSeq and is a predicted model, not a curated record. NCBI's taxonomy places the organism in Eukaryota, Viridiplantae, Streptophyta, Magnoliopsida, Vitales, Vitaceae. The transcript has 2 exons. Gene Ontology annotation, cellular component: extracellular region. Bases 195 to 1214 code for a protein of 339 amino acids.
CCUGCGUUACAGAACCCCAUCCCAUUCUUGCUUCAUUUCAAGAAAGAAAAGGAGUCAAUUUGAAGGCACGCCACUAGCUGAUUCUUCUUCAUCCUUCAUUUCCUCCAUUCUUCUUCUUCUUCUCCCUUUUUUUUUUUUUCAAUAUUUUUUUUCUUUCUUUUUUUUUUUCUCCUCUUCAUUCCUUCUAGCUUCAAAUGGCUAAGUUAUCAAUAAUGUUAAUUUCUGUGUUCACAAUUACUAUUCAUCAUUUGUGGAUACCAGGAGUGUUAUCAGCAACUUACACUAUAGUAAACAAAUGCGACCAAACGGUAUGGCCGGGCAUUCUUUCAAACUCUGAUUCAGCACAGCUCUCAACCACUGGUUUUACCCUUCAGAAAGGCGAGUCCAAGACCAUAACGGUGCCUUCCUCAUGGGGCGGUCGCUUCUGGGGCAGGACCCAUUGUACCCAAGACUCUACCGGAAAGUUCUCUUGUGUCACCGGUGACUGCGGAUCCGGAAAGCUAGAAUGCGCAGGUGGUGGCGCUGCUCCCCCUGCUACACUUGCGGAGUUUAAGCUCAACGGCUACGGAGGCCUCGACUUCUACGACGUGAGCUUGGUUGAUGGGUAUAACCUUCCUUUGAUGGUGGUCCCACAGGGCGGCACCGGGGGGAACUGUACCAAAACCGGGUGCGAGGUGGAUCUGAACGGCGCUUGCCCCUCUGAGCUCAAGGUUACGAGCACCGACGGAAAAGAGAACGUUGCGUGCAAGAGCGCGUGCGAGGCGUUCCGGGAACCUCAAUACUGCUGCAGCGGCGCCUAUGCGACUCCCGAUAAGUGCACUCCCUCUUCGUACUCUCAGCUGUUCAAGAGCGCAUGCCCACGCGCUUACAGCUACGCAUACGACGAUUCCACCAGCACAUUCACUUGUGCCGGCGCAGAUUACAUGAUCACCUUCUGCCCCUCUCCUAAAACCAGGUACCACCGCCUACCCUUUUUAGCUGUUUCACUUUUUUUCCUCAAUCAAGGGCAUUUUCGUCCCAAUAUUUUUUAUAAAACCGUACAAAACAAGCGAUUAAUCUCCCUUCACGGCUUCGCUUUUUUCAUGCUGCCAAAGAAUCUAUUUCGUCAGCUUUUUGGUGUUUCUAACUUUCUAGCGAUGCAUUUAUGUGGUUGUUUAAUAAUUUUGAGCACGACCUCAACCGACAGUUGCGCCAUUUUUAAUGAAAUGAGUUAAACUCGAGGGCAAAACAGUCCUUUUGUAUAAUUCAUUUUAUUGAUUGAAAAUAGGAUUCCAAAAAAUAAAUUAAUAUGCACGUCGUUCGACUGCCGACUCUCCUAGAGAUGCGCUUCACUUUCUGUUCAGUUUUCACAUACCACCCAAACCGGUUUUUCCUUUUUCGUUUUUUUUUUCUCCAAGUGGGAGUCGAGUCAAAAUUGCUGACAUUAAGUUUUAUGCACUACAGCCAGAAAGCAUCGCAAGGGCAGAACGAGGAAACGCCGGCGACGACUCAGAUCAACAGCACAAUGGUGUACGAAGGCGCUCUAGAGGAUGACAGCUCUUCAGCGUCACCCCCCACGUGUACAGGAUCAGGACUGAUUGCCGGUGCCGUAUCCAUCGGGACCGCUCUUCUAACUUCCUGGCUGACCUUAUAGAAACAUAUGCCCAUAUCUAACUUUGUCGGAAACGGGGUGUUGAGUGACGUGUGGACCUUGUGGUGAGGUGGGUUGGGCUUGGCCCCACAGAGUUAGGCCUCCCUGACGAGGAACUGACUCAGGCUGUCACACCAACCAUGCCCUCUCAUUUUCAUUUAUGCUUAUAAUGGAGUAUGGGUGAGAAGCUACUCUCAUGGAAGAGGUGGUUGAUGGGGGCAAGUAUUGUUUUCAGAUCAAAAAAGAAAAGCCAUACGUGCUACAACAAUAUAACACAAACGAAAUGAAAACUUAUACUUGUCAUGGAUCAAUAGAAUAUAAUUUUUUAUUUUUUUUAAUUGGUGUGGUGAGAGGAUCAGCACCCACGAAAUAUAAAGAUAUUAUAGCCAUUAGGAUUAUAGUUCUUUUUAAAAAGGAAUUUAAUAAUAUUAAAUGAGGGGAUGGGAUUCAUUUGUUGUGUUCUCCUUGUGUAAAAUAUUAUUUGUAAUACCACCAGAUUUAAUGACAUCAGAAUAGAGUUUUAUUAUUUUAA